Molecule: messenger RNA, 3363 nt
Organism: Penicillium atrosanguineum
Lineage: Eukaryota; Fungi; Ascomycota; Eurotiomycetes; Eurotiales; Aspergillaceae
Product: cytoskeletal protein-binding protein SLA1
Exons: 3
Coding region: 1-3363 (1120 amino acids)
Molecular function (GO): identical protein binding; protein-macromolecule adaptor activity; ubiquitin binding
Source: RefSeq, a predicted model, not a curated record
AUGGGUUUCCUGGGCGUCUACACGGCUGUGUAUGAUUACCAGCCUCAGGGCGAAGGUGAACUGGAGAUUCGCGAGGGCGAUCUGCUCUACAUCAUAGAGAAGAAUGCCGAGGAUGAUUGGUGGAAGGCCAAGAAGAAGGCAGAGCCAGACGACGAAGACGAGCCUGAAGGACUAGUUCCGAACAACUACGUCGAAAAGGCGCAACCGAUCCACAACGCCAAGGCUCUUUUCGACUAUACUCGACAAACAGACGAGGAGGUUUCUUUCUCCGAAGACGCUGACGUGCUCGUUUACGAUACUUCGGAUCCGGACUGGACUUUGGUUGGGACUGAUGGGGACUGUGGAUUUGCACCUUCAAAUUACAUUGAAAUCCUUGAAGAUAUUGCGCCCACUGCUCAUGCCGUGGCUUCCUCUCCUGCCCCAGUCACAGAGCCUGAAUAUGAGCCUGAAGCUCCGUCUCUCCCGCAACGACCGACGCAGGCUGCUGCGGAAGAGUAUCACCCGUCAGCCUCUGGGUCCCCAAUCGAUACGGUGCAGAACCCCGCCGCAGCCGCGAUUGCGGAUAUUAUUCACAAGCAGCAUGCACCCGCGAGCGCGCAAAUAGAGCCCACCAGAGAUGAACCUCCGCCUCCUCAGCUACCUACGCGACCCUCCUACGAUGAAGGCGAAGAAGAACCCCCUGCGCCUGCUCUGCCGCGCCGACCUCCGUCCGAACAGUUAGAAAAUUGGGCUACACCUCCUUUGCAAUCCCGCUCGCCUGGGGCUUCCCCCCCCCCUCGUCCCCAGGCGGCAGCUACUUCGAUGGGUCGCGAUGGAACCCAUGUGAAAGCGUCUCCUCCCUACAACCGGGCUGGCGAGAUGACACCGCGGUCUCCCUCGGGUUACCACAUGUAUAACAUCAAUGAAAUGGUCGAGGUGAUGGGCAAGCGAAAGAAGAUGCCAACAACGUUGGGCAUCAACAUGGUCACCGGAAUCAUCUUCAUCUCUCCCGAGGGCGAUGAUCGCCAACAAGAAUGGACCGCGGAGAAGCUUACUCAUUACUCAAUUGAAGGCAAGCAUGUCUUCGUCGACCUUGUUCGGCCUAGCAAGAGUGUGGACUUCCAUGCUGGAGCCAAGGAUACUGCGCAGGAGAUCGUGGCCGCACUUGGCGAGAUCGCCGGGGCCUAUCGGGCCGAAGGGCUACGAGAGGUCCUUGCCGCUGGAAAAGGUGGUGGUGGUGGCCAUAAGAAGGGCACCAUAUUGUAUGACUUCACGGCACAAGGCGAUGAUGAGGUGACGGUGGACGUGGGUGAUGACGUUGUUGUUAUCGAUGACACCAAGUCCGAAGAGUGGUGGAUGGUGCGGCGAAUGAAGAACGGCAAAGAAGGAGUGGUCCCUAGCAGCUACGUUGAAGUGACUGGAUUUGUGAGCCUUGAGCCGUCUGGGGUGGAAUCUGGUCUAUCAACAGUAGAAAAGAACCGAUUGGAGGAGGCCCGACUGGCCAAGGCAGCCCUUGGGAAGCCCAGGACGGACUCUAUUGAUUCUACAGAUCGCCACUCGAAGCGCGAGAGCAAGUCAAAGUCUAAACCUGACCCGAGCAAAGUGAGGAAAUGGACCGACCGUUCAAAGGCUUUCACGGUUGAGGCACAGUUCAUUGGCCUUCAAGAUGGCAAGAUUCAUCUGCAUAAGAUCAACGGAAUCAAGAUUGCGGUACCCGUGUCCAAGAUGUCCGUUGACGAUCUUGAGUACGUGGAGAAGGUUGCUGGUGUCUCUCUGGACGAGGACAAGCCUCUUUCGAGCAUUCGGGCUCGUGCUACCUCCGACGGCAAACGCGGCUCUGCAGGCGCAUCUGUGCAGCGUCCCGAGUACGAUUGGUUCGAUUUCUUCCUCAAGGCUGGCGUUGGACCACACCAGUGUGAGCGCUAUGCGCAGAACUUCCUUAAGGAUUCCAUGGAUGAAUCUGUCUUGCCUGACAUUUCUCCCGAGACCCUUCGCACUUUGGGCUUGAAGGAGGGCGAUAUUCUCCGAGUCAUGCGACACCUGGACACCACUCUUGGCCGCACCGGUGCCAAAUCUAAACUUCGGAAUGUGAGCUUUGGUGGAGAGGAAGUUAUUGAGGAUGGCCAGGGUGGACUUUUCGCUGGACCUGGUGGUACCCUUCGCAAUAAUACUCGAAAGGGUAGACCGGCUCCAGCAGUCCAGGCUGGUGACGUUGUCGAUCCCAAAGCCUUUGAACAGGCAGAUGAGACCCAGGCAAAGGAAGAGCGAGCCGCUAGUCCUGCAGCAGCAGUUGCACCUGAGAAGCCUGUCGCGCGUGGAUUUGACGAUGAUGCAUGGGAAGUGAAGCAACGCAAGACCACGACUGCUGCGCCGGUCAAUUCCACUCCUUCCGGCACUGCCUCGCCGCCACCUGUUAUCCAGAAGCAGAUCACGGGUGCAAUGGCUGACUUGUCAUUGCUUCAAGCUCCGCUGCAGCCUGUCCCUGCGCAGCAUACUGCCACACAGCCAGGUUCUGCCAUUCCCGCCCUUCAACCGCAGCAGACUGCUGUACAGCCUCCGCCGGUGCAGCCCCAGCCGACUGGUGCUACCCCUGGUUUCUUCAACCAAAUAGCACAACAACAGCCUCAGGGCUUCAGUCCUCAACAGACUGGAUUUCAACAGUCACAGGCCAGACAGCGCCCCCAGGUGCCACAGAACAUGAACCAGAAUUCGCUUCUUCCCCCACCUCCGCAGCGCCCACUAUCGGCGCCACAGAAUUUCACACAACAACAGAAUUCCUUUGGUCCCCCUCCAUUGCAGCCCCAAUUGACUGGGCUUCCUCAGGCAGGGCCACCAAUAGCUGCUCCAGGGCAGAGCUUGACCGAAUUGAAUCAGCAGCACAUGCAGCCCCAAAUGACAGGCUUCAUGGGACAGCCUCAACCCCAGAACGGGUUGAUGCCUCAGCCGACUGGGUUUAUUCCCCAAUCGCAAUUCGGAAUCCAGCAGCAGCAGCAGCAGCAGCAGCUUCCCUAUGUCAAUGGUCAACCAGGACAAAUUACAGGCUUCCAGGGAAUGGCUCCGCAACAAACCGGCUUUGGCGGGUACCCCCAACCUCAGCAGCCGAUGCAAACUGGUAUCAACUCCAUGCUUCCUCCCGCUUUGCAGCCUCAGCCAACUGGUGCCAACGGUUUCGGAAAUGGACACUACAAUGCAUCAUCGCCACCUCCGGUGCCACCAAUUCCCCAGCAACCAAUGGCCACACCUCUGUCGCCUCAGAAGACAGGACCUCCUCCGUCCGUCAGAUUUGGUGUCAAGCCAGAUGCGCCCAAAAAGCUUGCUCCACAGCCAACGGGAAUGAGGGCUAACCUUUCACAAGCUACGCCUACCAACCCCUUCGGCUUCUAA